GCGUGAGGACGCACGGGCCUGACGUCUGCAGUAUAAAUUCAUGUUUGUUGACGUCAGCGGCCUCUUCCCUGCCUAUGCCCUCGUGAGGUGGGCAGUGUAAAAAAAUUUGUCUCUCUUUCCACUAAGCGAAUCCCAAACCAUCCGUCAAAAUGGUGAACUUUACCGUAGACCAGAUCCGUGCCAUCAUGGACAAGAAGGCCAACAUUCGUAACAUGUCCGUGAUUGCGCACGUGGACCAUGGAAAGUCAACCCUGACAGACUCGCUGGUGUCGAAGGCCGGUAUCAUCGCCUCAGCUCGUGCUGGAGAGACCCGUUUCACAGACACACGCAAAGAUGAACAGGAACGAUGCAUUACCAUCAAGUCUACCGCCAUCUCUAUGUACUAUGAACUGAGUGAGAAUGACUUGGCCUUCAUCAAGCAGUCCAAAGAUGGCUCUGGCUUCCUUAUCAACCUGAUCGACUCUCCAGGCCACGUCGACUUCUCCUCUGAAGUAACAGCUGCCCUCCGUGUCACUGAUGGAGCCCUGGUUGUGGUGGACUGUGUGUCUGGUGUUUGUGUGCAGACUGAGACAGUGCUGCGUCAAGCCAUUGGUGAGCGCAUCAAGCCUGUGCUGAUGAUGAACAAGAUGGACCGUGCCUUGCUGGAGUUGCAGCUUGACCCUGAGGAGCUCUACCAGACAUUCCAGCGUAUUGUUGAGAACGUCAACGUCAUCAUUUCCACUUACGGAGAGGAUGAGAAUGGUCCCAUGGGCAACAUCAUGAUCGAUCCAGUCAUCGGCACUGUCGGCUUUGGUUCUGGACUCCACGGCUGGGCUUUCACCCUCAAGCAGUUUGCUGAGAUGUAUGCAGCCAAGUUUGCUGCCAAGGGAAACACCCAGAUGACACCAGCUGAGCGCUGCAAGAAGGUGGAAGACAUGAUGAAGAAGCUGUGGGGUGAUAAGUAUUUUGACCCAGACGCCGGCAAGUUCAGCAAGUCUGCUACUGGCCCUGAUGGCAAGAAACUGCCCCGUACCUUCUGCCAGCUCAUCCUGGACCCCAUCUUCAAGGUGUUUGAUGCCAUCAUGAACUUCAAGAAGGACGAGACAGCCAAACUGAUUGAGAAGCUGGACAUUAAGCUCGAUACUGAAGAUAAGGAAAAGGAGGGCAAACCUCUGCUGAAGGCUGUGAUGCGCCGCUGGCUCCCUGCCGGAGAGGCCCUACUCCAAAUGAUCACCAUUCACCUGCCUUCCCCUGUCACUGCCCAGAAGUACCGUUGUGAGCUUCUCUAUGAAGGACCUGGCGAUGAUGAGGCUGCCAUGGGUAUCAAGAACUGUGACCCCAAGGCCCCCUUGAUGAUGUACAUCUCAAAGAUGGUGCCCACCAGUGACAAGGGCCGUUUCUAUGCCUUUGGCCGUGUGUUCUCUGGCUGCGUCUCUACUGGCCUUAAAGUCCGCAUUAUGGGACCAAACUUCACCCCUGGAAAGAAGGAGGACCUCUAUAUCAAACCCAUCCAGAGGACCAUUCUGAUGAUGGGCCGUUACGUUGAGCCCAUUGAGGAUGUGCCAUGUGGUAACAUUGUGGGUCUGGUUGGAGUGGACCAGUUCCUUGUCAAGACUGGGACCAUCACCACUUUUGAGCAGGCACACAACAUGAGGGUGAUGAAGUUCAGUGUGAGCCCUGUGGUGAGAGUGGCUGUGGAGGCCAAGAACCCAGCUGACCUGCCCAAAUUGGUGGAGGGCUUGAAACGUCUGUCAAAGUCUGAUCCCAUGGUACAGUGUAUCAUUGAGGAGUCUGGAGAGCAUAUCAUCGCUGGAGCUGGAGAGCUGCAUCUGGAAAUCUGCCUGAAGGAUCUGGAGGAGGACCAUGCUUGCAUUCCUCUGAAGAAAUCUGACCCCGUGGUGUCCUACAGAGAGACGGUCAGCGAGGAGUCAAAUGUGAUGUGUCUGUCAAAGUCCCCCAACAAGCACAACCGUCUGUUCAUGAAGGCCCGUCCCUUCCAAGAUGGUCUGGCAGAAGACAUUGACAAGGGUGACGUCACCUCUCGUCAGGAGUUGAAGGCCCGUGCACGUUACCUGGCCGACAAGCACGAGUGGGAGGUCACUGAGGCCCGUAAGAUCUGGUGCUUCGGACCCGACGGAACUGGUCCCAACCUGUUGGUGGACGUCACCAAGGGAGUGCAGUACCUUAACGAGAUCAAGGACAGUGUUGUGGCUGGCUUCCAGUGGGCCUCCAAGGAGGGUGCCCUGUGUGAAGAGAACAUGCGUGGCAUUCGCUUUGACAUCCAUGAUGUGACCCUGCAUACUGAUGCUAUCCACCGUGGUGGUGGCCAGAUCAUUCCCACAGCCCGCAGAGCCCUGUAUGCCUGCCAGCUCACAGCUCAGCCCAGACUCAUGGAGCCUGUCUACCUGGUUGAGAUCCAGUGUCCUGAGGCAGUGGUGGGAGGAAUCUACGGUGUGUUGAACAGGAAGCGUGGUCAUGUGUUUGAGGAGUCCCAGGUCAUGGGAACACCCAUGUUUGUUGUCAAGGCCUACCUGCCUGUCAAUGAGUCAUUUGGUUUCACAGCUGACCUGCGUUCCAACACUGGUGGCCAGGCCUUCCCACAGUGUGUGUUCGACCACUGGCAGGUGCUUCCAGGAGACCCAUUCGACGCCGCCUCCAAGCCUUCAUCAAUUGUCGCUGAGACACGCAAACGCAAGGGGCUCAAAGAAGGCAUCCCUGCCCUGGACAACUUCCUGGACAAAAUGUAAAAGCUUGUCCCCUACUUGCCUCUCCUCAUUCCUCUUUCCCAUCCAAUUUCCUCCACAUUGUGGGACAGGACUGUACAGAACACCAUGAGCACUAAUGUUUGCCAAAAGGAUUGACAUUAUGAAUAAACAAUUACGAAAAUUGUAAACGAUAAAUAAAGGAAAAUAAAAACGUA
Molecule: messenger RNA, 2899 nt
Organism: Myripristis murdjan (pinecone soldierfish)
Lineage: Eukaryota; Metazoa; Chordata; Actinopteri; Holocentriformes; Holocentridae
Product: elongation factor 2
Exons: 13
Coding region: 150-2726 (858 amino acids)
Biological process (GO): translational elongation
Cellular component (GO): ribonucleoprotein complex; cytosol
Molecular function (GO): translation elongation factor activity; GTPase activity; GTP binding
Source: RefSeq, a predicted model, not a curated record